This is a messenger RNA of Camellia sinensis, 945 nucleotides long. RefSeq names its product NAD(P)H dehydrogenase 18 (gene PNSB5). Lineage: Eukaryota; Viridiplantae; Streptophyta; Magnoliopsida; Ericales; Theaceae. Gene Ontology annotation, biological process: response to oxidative stress. The record is from RefSeq and is a predicted model, not a curated record. Gene Ontology annotation, cellular component: chloroplast.
CGUAACUUCGACCAUUAGAAGCGUCAAGACACUCAGCAAGAACAGAGCAAUGAAAAUGGCGGGUUCAACUGCACUCUCUGUUAUCUCUGUCUCUGCCAAUUCAAUCCCUAAAAUUGGCUCUUCUAAGACCGACCCAUGUGAAACUAGGGUUAGGGUUCCGAUUCAGAGAAACCCAGGUUCGAUUUCUUUCAGAUUUAGCACAAAAAUUCCCAGUAGGAGUGGGUCUACUACGAGGUUGAAUGCUGCUGGAUUGUCGGAGAUUGAGCCUGACCUCAAUGAAGAUCCGAAAGACCGUUGGGCCACUAAUGGCGUCAGCGCCGAAGAAUUUGUUUAUGGAAAGUGGGAUGAUCACCAUACUUACCAGGAAGGUCAAGAGGAAGGAACAUUUUGGGGUCUAGUUGCAGAAGAAUAUGAAGCAAUGGGACCUCCUACGGGUUUCCAAGGGCUUAUUUCAUGGCUAUUUCUCCCAGCAAUUGCUGCCGGGAUGUAUUUCCAUGCUCCGGGGGAGUACUUGUACAUUGGAGCGGCUUUGUUCACAGUAAUCUUUUGCAUUAUAGAGAUAGAUAAGCCAAGUGAGCCUCACAACUUCGAACCCCAGAUAUACAAUAUGGAGAGGGGAGCUCGGGACAAGUUAAUCGCUGAUUACAACACCAUGGACUUAUGGGAAUUUAAUGAAAAGUAUGGGGACCUGUGGGAUUUCACCGUGAAAAAGGAUGACAUCAUGAAAAGAUAAUAACAAAAGAGCGACUUGGAGGCUCCUACGAAAUUAGGGUCUGUGAAGGGCAAUUUAUACCCAACCUUACCCCGUUGUUGCAAAGGCCGUUUAUGUGACAUUACAAUUUACAAAGAGAUAAUGUUCAUUAUAAAAAAAAGAAAAAAUUUGCAUCAUAAUGUGAUGAGAUAUCCAAAGUUAUAAUGAAAGGUAUUCAUAAACUUUAGUUCUCU